This is a messenger RNA of Alligator mississippiensis (American alligator), 1134 nucleotides long. RefSeq names its product dnaJ homolog subfamily C member 28. The record is from RefSeq and is a predicted model, not a curated record. Lineage: Eukaryota; Metazoa; Chordata; Crocodylia; Alligatoridae. The transcript has a single exon.
AUGGAGUGGGUUGGUGUUACACUGAUUAAAAAAGUAGAAUGUCAUCUCUGGACACAUCGACUGAUGAUUCCCCCCAAAAUGAGAACAUUUGCCUGUAGUGACAACUACAGAAUGCUGUCUAGCUACAAGCCUAAAAAUAUCAAGGACUCUUACAGAAUUCUCAAACUUCAGGAAGGAUGUUCCAUUGAUGAUAUAAGAAAUUCCUUUCGAAAUCUUGCCGAACAGUAUCAUCCAGACAGUGGUUCUGUCACAGCUGAUUCUGCAACAUUUAUGCAAAUAGAAGAAGCAUAUAGAACUGUGCUAACUGAUCUGUCCAAGAAAUUGAAAUCAAGGGAAGAUGAGGAGGAAGAGGAAGACAAAUUCAAGUCCAAAACGCCACAACACCGACAUUACUUAAGUUUUGAAGGUGUUGGAUUCGGAACUCCAAGUCAACGAGAGAGACAGUAUAUGCAAUUUUGAGUAGACAGUGCUGCUGACCAAGUCCUGGAAUAUCGAAAGCAGAAACUUGAGAGCCAGUAUACUACAAAUGACAUUAUGAUAGCCAAAGAUGUAAGGCAGAGUAAGAAAGUAAAAAUAACCCAAGCAAUUGAACGCUUGGUUGAAGACCUCAUCCAGGAAUCCAUGGCUAAAGGAGAUUUUGAUAAUCUCAGUGCUAAAGGAAAACCAUUGCAGAAAUUUUCAGACUGUCUGCAUAUUGAUCCUAUGACUCACAACUUGAACAGGAUUCUAAUCGAUAAUGGAUACCAACCAGAAUGGAUCCUGUUGCAGAAAGAAAUACGAGAAACCUUAGAGCAACUAAGAAGGGACAUACUGACAUCUAGGAAAAAACUUGGAGAGCCAAUGACACUGUGCAGACAGAAACAAUGGGAUCACAUUUGUGAACAAUUUAUAGAAGAUAUCAAGAAACUAAACAAAAGAAUUAAUGACUUCAAUUUAAUUGUUCCCAUUCUGAGCAGACAAAUGGUGCAUUUUAGUGCAGACAAAGAAAUUGCACGAGCCCAGAAGACUUACAGGACUCUGAUGGAAGAAAUGAGGACCUCUGACAAAGACCCAAAGGAAAAUGAACAGGAAAAUGUCAAAUUGUUUAGGUUUAAGACUACUUUUUUUAAAUGGAUAAAUCUUAUGUUAAAAUAA